This is a messenger RNA of Pollicipes pollicipes, 942 nucleotides long. RefSeq names its product mitochondrial ribosomal protein S18B (gene mRpS18B). Gene Ontology annotation, cellular component: ribosome; mitochondrion. The record is from RefSeq and is a predicted model, not a curated record. Gene Ontology annotation, biological process: mitochondrial translation. The coding region runs from base 214 to 846 and encodes 210 amino acids. The transcript has 2 exons. Lineage: Eukaryota; Metazoa; Arthropoda; Thecostraca; Pollicipedomorpha; Pollicipedidae. Gene Ontology annotation, molecular function: structural constituent of ribosome.
CCGAGAUUAAAAUGUUACGGGGAAGGGGCCGCGCGUUACUGUAGAUAAGUGUUUGCCGGGCGGUGAGGUCUGUUCUUGUGAAAUUCGUAAGCGUUGACCCCAUGCCUAGCUCACCAGUGUGGUGAUCUGGAGCAAAGAAAUUCCUGCCUGGCCGUCUGUGGCGAGGUGCAAAAAAAAACUACUGAAAAAGCUACCUACUGACCAGUCAUCCAGAUGCAGUGUGUGCUACUGACGGCCGGCCGGGCGCUGCUGCGGCCGGCUUGGCCUGCCGCCGCUGCCGGCCUGCGCACGUCCACAGCCGCCGGCCUGCGCACGUCUACAGCCGUCGGCGUGCGCACGUCCACAGCCGCCGGCCUGCGCACGUCCGCCGCCGGCCUGCGCACGUCCUCCGAGACCUCCGGCCAGUCGCUCCAGCUGCGGCCAAUCUCGAAGGACCGGCGCAACCCGGUGCCGGUGGAGACGAGCAUCGCCUACCUGCAGAGCGAGGCGUACCGCGCGACGUACGGCGACCAACCGGUGUGGCGCAGCUAUCGGCGCAACCACAAGGGCCACAUUCCGCCGCGCAAGACGCGCCGCACGUGCGUGCGCGGCGGCGAGGUGUCCACCGGCAAUCCGUGCCCCGUCUGCCGCGACGAGUACUUGGUGCUGGACUACCGGAACACGGCGCUGCUGAAGCAGUUCGUCUCCGAUUUCAACGGCGCCGUGCUGGACUUCUCGCGGACCGGCCUGUGUCAGGUGAAGCACCGCGAGCUGCUGGCCGCCAUGCACAAGGCCAAGGAGUACGGCACCAUUUCGUUUGACGUGCCCUUCCGCGUGUACGACUACGACGAGUACAGGCCUAAGUAGCUGGCAAUUGGUAUGUGGCUCGCUGGGUUUGGUAUGUUGAAAAAAUUGGAUCAAAGUGACGCGCGCUUUUGUGAAUACAUGCUGGAACGGUCCUAA